Molecule: messenger RNA, 1318 nt
Organism: Lachancea nothofagi CBS 11611
Lineage: Eukaryota; Fungi; Ascomycota; Saccharomycetes; Saccharomycetales; Saccharomycetaceae
Source: the annotation of a GenBank genome assembly
AUGGAUUGGGACAAUUGGAACGCUUUUGCAUGCAAAGUCAAUGAACAACCUCUCUGGGGAACCUCUGACAAACUUUUACAGUUAGGAGUUCGUAAUAUUGGGUACAAGUAUGUGAUUCUAGACGAUUGCUUUGCGGCAGGGCAGCCAAUGGCAGUUUGGUAGCAGACUCUGAAAAGUUUCCCAAUGGCAUGGGGCACGUUGCGAGUGAACUUCGCCGCAGAGAUUUACUCGCUGGUAUGUACUCUUCAGCCGGAGAGUACACCUGUGCUGGCUAUCCUGGCUCUUUGGACCAUGAAGACGCAGACGCUGCUAGUUUCGCCUACUGGGAAGUUGAUUACUUGAAACGAUAAUCGCUUCAACCGUGGCCAGUUCGGUACUCCGGAGACUUCAUUCAAGCGCUACAAGCCAAUGUCAGAUGCUUUGAACAAAACCGGGAGACCAAUCUUUUACUCACUGUGCAAUUGGGGUCAAGAUCUCACUUCCUAUUGGGGAUCAGCGAUCAGUAAUUCUUAGAGAAUUAGCGGUGACAUUACUCCUUCUUUUGACCGGCCAGACAGAAGAUGUCCUUGUGAUGAAGACGACUACGAUUGCAAACUACCGGGCUUUCACUGCUCUUUUAUGAAUAUACUUGGCAAAGCUACUCUCACGGGUCAAAACGCAGGUCCUGGCGGAUGGAGCGACUUGGAUUGCUUGGAGGUUGGUGUUGGAAGCCUGACAGACGAUGAGGAAGUCGCGCAUUUUUCUAUCUGGCCAAUUGUUGAGUCGCCGUCAACAGGUUGGAUUCUACAUCGUACUCAGUCUACGCCAACCCAGCUGUGAUUGCAAUUAAUCAAAAUCUCGCUGGAGUUCCUGCGACUAGAAUUUGCAGAAAACAAAAAUCUCAACUUGACGCUAAUGGAAGAGGAGAGGUCCAGCUAUGGGGCGGGCCACUCGACAAUGGUCACCAGGUAGUGGCUUUGCUUAACAAGCUUCCAUUUUCAUGACUAUGACAGCCAAAGAAGAAGACAUUUUUGUCGAUAGUGAUAAUGUCCCAUCAUCCCCAUGGAUUGCCUACGACGUGUGGGCUAACAGGUUGGAAAAUCGUACUGCAUCGAGUAUUGUUCAAGCGGGAAGUCUGGACUACAGCAAGUACUACAAUGCAACAGGAUUGCCUUACGCCAGUGGCAUAGCCAGUAACGACUCCCAUUUAUUUGGCCAGCCAGUCGCUAAUGUAUCUAUCGGGACCCCUCUUUCUGUCUAUGUACCAGCGCAUGGUGUUGCCCUUUACAGAUUGAAGAAAACUCGAAACCGUCAAGACGAAACUGAUUCGGUUGACUAA